This is a messenger RNA of Gigantopelta aegis, 729 nucleotides long. RefSeq names its product trichohyalin-like. Bases 1 to 729 code for a protein of 242 amino acids. The record is from RefSeq and is a predicted model, not a curated record. The transcript has a single exon. NCBI's taxonomy places the organism in Eukaryota, Metazoa, Mollusca, Gastropoda, Neomphalida, Peltospiridae.
AUGGAGUCCUUACAACAUUUGAAGCAAUUAGGUACUGAUUUGGGUUAUGAGGGUGAAGAGUUAAGAGAGUUCGUUAGAUACCAACAAGAAAGCGAGAGGGAAGAGCGUAGAAUGAAAAGGGAGGAAGAAAGAGAGAAGGAGAGGGAGAAGUUAGAAUUUGAAUAUAAAAUGAAAGAAAUGGAAAUGACAAAAGAAACUAAGGAACAUGAGAUUGAGAGUUUAAUAGAAAAAGAAAGGUUAAUUGUGAGACGUGAAGAAGCAGAGUACAAACAUAAGAUGGAAUUAUUGGAGACUCAAGGUAGACUUGGUGUAGGUAUUUAUGAAUCUGAACAUGAACGUCAUAAUCAUUUUGAAUCAAAGGGUCCAAAACUACCCUAUUUUGAAGAAGGUAAGGAUGACAUGGAUGUUUACUUGCAAAGGUUUGAACGCUAUGCUAACGCUCAACAGUGGAGUAGAGAUAAAUGGGCUAUGCAUUUAAGUGCCUUAUUAAAAGGGAAAACAUUAGAGGUGUACUCAAGAUUACCCCCGGAUCAAGCUUUUCAGUAUGACGUAUUAAAGACUGCUUUGUUGAGGAGAUUUGAUUUAACUUCAGGGGAUUCAAAAAACGGUUCCGUUCUAGUAGACCUCAGCUUGGAGAAACAUUUAGUCAGUUUUCAGUUAGAUUGGAAAACUAUGUUAGUAGAUGGCUUGAGUUGUCAAAUACUGUCAAAACAUUCGAAGGGUUGUUAG